GAUGAAGAAGUGCAUCUCCUUUGGGCCAGAUGGCGCCUCCAUCAACAUGGGCCACCAUGGGGGAGUGGAGGCAGGGAGGCAUAUUAUCCCAAUCCACUGUAUGCCACAUAGGUUCGUAAAUAAUGAAAAAAGUUUCUCUAUGAUUUAUUUGUAUUUGCUAGCAGAGAAUGUUAAACAAUACUCUGUGAUUGUAUGUGUUAGAAGUGCUGGAAUGGAAAAUUCUUGCCACAAAAUUAUUGUUUUCUGUUGGCAAAAGAGAGAGACAGUGACAGAGAGGCACGAGAGAGAGAGUGAAUUGUUUGAAAGAUUCUGUUCUUACUUUCACAGGCUAGACUGGCAAUACUGACCAUUCAAAAGAAAGAGCCAAUGGUGUCUGUUGUAUAUGAUCUUCUACAUCUGAUAUGGAAGAUGUAUCACUUCAGCAGAAAAUCCAAACGAAAGCUCUAUGGUCUCAGACAAGAGCUUGGUGUGGAUAUUUGCACACCAUCUAGCGUCAAGGGAACUCGCUUGAUCUCCCAUGUCCACAGAGCCCUAAAAGUGUUUUUGCGACAUGGACAAGAGGACCUUGCCAGUGACCAAGGCCAGUACUCAGUUAUUCUGCAGCAUAUGGAGCACCUGGCCGUAGCAUCAACAACAGCGGAAGUUCAAGGGUGGGCAAAAAAAGUCAGUUUUACUCAGUAAAUUUAAUACCACUAAUUUAAACUUUCAGAAUCAAGUAAAUGACAGAUGGCUAAGGGGGGAAAAAAGUACUUAUUUACUCACUAUUACUCACUAUAGAUAAAGCAGGAAAUGGAGAAUGCACUCUUUUGUGUAAACUGCCAUUUUCUCUCCGACAUGUUUGAGGAGCUAUCAUCACUUAGCCUCAUUCUGCAAAGGAAUGACCUGAUCCUACCCCAAGCCACAUCAGAGUUGAGGAAGAAAGUGACCAGACUGGAAGCACUAAAGAGGCAAAGGCUGGAGGCAUGCUGGAGAAGAUCCAGCCCAUGCUUGAUCAGCAGCAGGGUGAUGAGAGGAGAUUUCAGAGACCUCAUUGAUGUGACACAGACUUCCAACAUUUCGGUCUCCGGUUUGGUACAAUCACUCAAUUACGGCAAGUGUAUUUUUAUUUCUUUGUAAUAAAUCUAAACUUUUCUCAUUUAAUUUCUUUGCAAACUGUUGAUGUCUAUUGCUUUCUCUCUCUUUUUGACAUUCAGAGAUGCGAGUUUUUGGGAAUGUGGCAAUGUAAAGUGUGUGGCACAGAAGUAUCAGGUACAAGUUAUUGAAUCAUUCUAAGCUUAAAGGUCCCAUGACAUGAAAAUUUCACUUUAUGAGGUUUUUUAACAUUAAUAUGAGUUCCCCUAGCCUGCAUAUGGUCCCCCAGUGGCUAGAAAAGGUGAUGGCUGAAACCGAGCCCUGGGUAAAUUGAGAAAAUGAAAGCUCAGACAGCCCAUUCGGGAAUCUUCCCUAUAUGUCGUCAUACGGGGAAAGGUUACCUCCCCUUUCUCUGCUUUGCCCACCCAUUAGAAAAUGAGCUACUACCGUGAGAUUCGAGCACAAUAUUUUUUUUUUUUUUCCUCGAGAGAAAUCAUGCCUUGUAAACGAGCGAAGCAUGGCAGUUGCUCAAUGUCUGGAUAUACAAAUUAACACCGAAGUAUUUUUUUAGUUCCUUCAUCCGAGCCUAUGAAGAAACAGUGCACUGUAAAAAAUAAAACGACCCUUUGUUCAGCAAACAGUUUUUUUUUAGUUACAGAUAAUAUGAAUUGUGAAUAUUGUGAGUCUAUGUAAAAAUGCAUGUUAGUCCAACAAUAUUUUGCAAAAUGUUAUAGCAACAUCAUUAACCAAGUUGAAUGAACAAACAUUUUUUAAUUGAAUUGCGCGCGCAUGCAUCUACGGGGUUUCCCUUCUCAUUAUCAGCAUCGCCACGUUUUCUUCCUGCCAUUUUGGACUUGGAGCGGGGAGAAACAGGUUUCAGGUGAGUAAUUAACGUUAAUUAAUUUUAGGCACUUGAAAUGAAAAGUGGACAUGAGUUGUUUUUCUUUUUGUUUUUUUUUUUUUUACAAACAACGUCUGUCAGUGAUGCAAAUAUGUUUGCGCAGUGGGUGCAUAGUUUUCAUAAAGACUUAUUGUGGCAGGUAUUUAUCAUUUUCAUCUUAAAAUGAUAGGCUAAGUUAUAAUGUUGACAUAUACUAAUAUUUAUCUUUGAAAUUUAAAAUGAGAUGUAACGUUAAAUAUGUUGCAAUUGAAUAUGAACCAGUGAUUCGGAAUCAAUAAAGCAAUCCAAUCAGGACCUCGAAGCAAAUUAAAUAUUAACGUUAACUUACGCUGUUAUAUUAGCGUACGUAAUUAAAAUAUGGUUUCAGCAAAAAAUGUCCAAAGUUAAUAUUGAAGGCUUUUUGUUAGGCUAUUGUUAGUCCAGGUUAAGUCUCAAUGUGGCGCUAUUGUGAUGUUUAAGGUGGUUGCACUCAGUAUUAACAAAUGUAAAGAUAUUUUUCAUAAUGUUAAACCGGAUUUUUAUAAUAAUGUUAUCCAGUCUGUGGCCAGUUACCGUUAGUGGUAGUCGAGACACAGAUGUACGCUGUACAUAUACUGAUUCUAGAACAGUCCGCUUUGUGCUCUCGCUGUACUUUGACGUCAUACGCCGUUCAAGUCUGCGCAGCGCUGUAUGCAUAUUAUGUAUAUUCAAUCUAUCCGUCGUAUGGUCGUAUCUGUGUCCUUGUCGACGUCACACGAAACCCACGUCGUAAUCGACCUCUUUCCAAAGUCUGGAAAAAGCAAUUUACAUUAACAACUUCGAGAUAAAAUUCGACUAUCCGACUAUCACGUGGGUUUGUUGUGUGUGACCGAAGCGCCAUUUGGAAGGCAUGAUUAUAAAAAUACUUAAUGCAGUGUAAAAACUGCAAAUUCAGCAGUUCGAGUGAAGACGUCCUUCUAAAGCACUAUCGGCUGCAUCACCCAAGCAUUUCCAGCUGGCCUUGUAUUCAUACGGGGUGUGUUUGUGUCUUCAGGACAGCAGGUGCUUUAAAAUCCCACCUAUCUAAAUCACACCAAAACCGUCACAGAGUCAGUCAAGAACUUUCAACAAUAAGUUGUGAACUUUGUGAAUUCCAAGAGAUUUGCAGUGAGAAACGUUUCUUCAUUCACCUUGGAAAUCAUCUUAAACGAAAAGAAACAAUUAAUUGUCCCUUUAAAGGAUGUGGAUUUAAAACAAACAAUCGGCCAACGUUCAGCUCCCAUAGAAGCAGAAUACACAGAAAGCAUACACUAAAAGACUUUAGAACUGCAAUACAGACGGUCUUCGAGAGGAUUGAUAAUGAAGUGCCAUCUAUCUCACAGAUCUCUUCAGAAGUCGAAAUUGGAGAUGAUGAUAGAGUACAGUUUGAUGAAGAUGUAAAUAGUCAAACACUUGAACAAAAAAUUGCAUCUCUUUUUUUGUGUAUGCAGACUGUGUUCCAUGUUUCAAAAGAUGCUACUCAGAAAAUAAUUGAGGAACUUAAAAGUAUUUUGUUGUUCUCCAAAUCUCAGGCCCUUCAUAGUGUAGAAUCAGUUCUCACAAAGCACAACGUUAAUGUUGAAAGUAACAUUGUCAAAGAAAUUGCAGAUUCAGUGUGUUUGACAAAUCCACUUUUAACCGCAAUAUCUGCAAAGGGUAUUUUGUCUACUGACUACAGAAGAACUCUGUAUUUCAAACAACACUUUCCUUUAAUAGAACCUACAGAAUAUCUUUAUGAACAUACCCAGAAAGAAUCCUUUGUUUAUGUGCCAGUCAUUCAGGUACUUGAAACUCUGCUAAGUUUACCAUGUUUUUUGGAUAAAGUUGAAUUUACAAACGAACAUUUAGCUGGACAGUACAAUUCGUUUCAAGAUGGGAAGUACUACAGGGAGAAUGGUUUGUUGCAGAAGAAGAGGUUGUUCUGAGUUUGGCCUUUUAUAUAGAUGAGUUUAAAGUUUGCAACCCAUUAGGCACAUCCAGAAAAAUUCAUAAAAUUACUGCUGUCUACUGGAUGAUCUUAAAUUUACCUGCAAAGUGGAGAUCUACUUUAACAUCAAUUCAGUUAGCUGUUUUAGGAAGGAGUGUUGAUGUUAAAAAAUUUGGCUAUGACAAAUUAUUGGAACCUUUGAUAAAAGAUUUGAAAGCUUUGGAGCAAAAUGGUGUGUUUGUGGAGACUUUGGGGCAUUAUGUGAAGCCAACUGUUUUCUGUGUAUGUGCAGAUAAUCUCGGAGCCCACAGUCUUGCAGGCUACCAGGAAAACUUUAAUGUUGAAAAGUUCUGUCGGUUCUGUUAAGUCGUGAUCAAAUAGCAACUGUUAAGGCUAGUGAUUUCCCUCUGAGGACUGUUGAAGAGCACAAUUCAUUUGUGGAACAGCUUAAGCAGAGUGACACCCUGCAGAGUGUUAAUGGUGUAAAGAGUGAGUGUUCAUUAAGCAAACACUUGAGAAACUUUCAUCCAGUUAGUGGGUUUCCCCCAGACAUUUUACAUGAUUUUUUUGAAGGGGUCAUACCUGUGGAAUUAUCUUUGUGUCUCAGAGAUUUGAUCUCAAAAGGUUACAUUACUCUUGAAGGAUUAAAUCACUCAAUCAAAACAUUCCCUUACAAGUACUCUGACAAGGUCAACAAACCAAAGGCAAUUCUAAAAUCAGGCCUAGUUAAAGGAUCAAUUGGGGGUAAUGGUC
This is a messenger RNA of Megalobrama amblycephala (Wuchang bream), 4649 nucleotides long. RefSeq lists its product as uncharacterized. The record is from RefSeq and is a predicted model, not a curated record. The coding region runs from base 2860 to 3894 and encodes 344 amino acids. NCBI's taxonomy places the organism in Eukaryota, Metazoa, Chordata, Actinopteri, Cypriniformes, Xenocyprididae. The transcript has 3 exons.